ACCGACACCAACACCAACACCAACAUCAACGCCCCCCAAACGACAACCAUCAACCACCACCUGCACGGAGCAGCCGCGAUGGAGGACGCCAACGAGCACCAUGAGCACCAACACUCGGGCGACGAGGACGACCAGUCCGAGCAGGUCGUUGGGCGAACCUCCAAUGAGGGAUUCCUGGACGAUAUCGCCGACGACAUCACCGAUCUAGACCUGAGCCACGAGCGCUUGGUGACCUUUGUGGGACUCGGCCUCGAGCGGUUCAAGCUUCUGGAGCGGCUCUCUGUGCGCCAGAACCUCAUCUUCAAGAUCGAAUGCUUGGAAGGUCUCGGACUGAAGGAACUGGAUCUCUACGAUAACCGCAUUGUUGAUGUCGAUGGACUCGAACAUCUCAAGGAGACCCUUGUAUCCCUGGACCUGUCGUUCAACAAGAUCAGACACAUCCACGGCGUCAACAAGCUCACGGCCCUGACGGACCUCUAUUUUGUCGCCAACAAGAUCAGCAAGAUCGAGAAUCUCGUGGGACUGUCGAACGUCACCAACUUGGAACUGGGAGCGAAUCGCAUUCGUGUGAUCGAGGGAUUGGACACGCUGGUCUCGAUAGAACAGCUUUGGCUCGGAAAGAACAAGAUUCGACGACUCGAGAACCUCAAUUCCCUGACCAACUUGAAAAUCCUGAGCAUGCAGAGCAAUCGCAUCGUCAGGCUGGAAAACCUGGAGCAUCUCGUCAAUCUUGAGGAGCUCUACCUCGGACACAACGGCGUCUCCAAGAUUGAGAACCUGGAGCAUAACACACGUCUCCGAGUCCUCGAUCUGUCAAGCAACACGGUCAAGGUGCUGGAGGGACUGGAGAAGCUGAUGGAACUCGAAGAGGUCUGGCUCUCCGGCAACCAGCUCGAAUCAUACGACGAGAUUGAGCGGCAGCUGACCGACAAGAAGAAGCUCACGACCGUCUACUUUGAGCAAAACCCGCUGCAUCUGAACAACCGGGCCACCUACCGCAACAAGGUGCGCCUGAUCUUGCCGUGGUUGGAGCAGAUCGACGGCGACAUCAUCCGCCGACCGGCCGCCUAGUGCGAACUGGGCCUGGGCGGACUCUGUCGAUCUGGUCGGUGCCGCUGUGGGAGCGGCGGCGGAGGGGGAUGAUGUCCCUGGGCAAACGCAGACGGACCCGAUCCCCGCGCUUCGCAAUGUAUAUCAAAAGGAUAUGAUCCGAGCGAAGCGCAGCCGGACAAUAUUUGCCAAUGCAGACGGACAAUGUUCGCAAGUGCAGGCAGAUCCAGAUGCUGCCGGAUACCAACCG
Messenger RNA from Polychytrium aggregatum, 1300 nucleotides. RefSeq lists its product as uncharacterized. Lineage: Eukaryota; Fungi; Chytridiomycota; Chytridiomycetes; Polychytriales. The transcript is spliced from 8 exons. The record is from RefSeq and is a predicted model, not a curated record. Gene Ontology annotation, molecular function: protein binding. Bases 79 to 1071 code for a protein of 330 amino acids.